CAAUAAUGAUGAUCAAAUAAAGCACCUCGGCUUAAUUUCAUUCUGUCUAAAGUAAUCUUCCUUUUUUUCUAUUCUACGCCGAAUUAUCAAAUAUAUACGGACUAUUUGAACAAAUAGAAUGUGGCUAUACUUUGUUAUUAUAGACCUGCUGCUUCUAAAUUAGUUAAUUGUAUGUUCAUACUACAAGCAUCUCUAAGAUGAUGGCCUCCUUCGAUCACCCACCAAUUCGUCCAAAUAAUGACGAGCGCGUUACACAUCACUACGCAGAACUCAAUGGCUGCAGGUAUCAUUAUCUAUUGAGUUUGCCCGUAGGUGGGAAAUAUACUCAGACAGUAUUUCUGAUUCAUGGAUGGCCUGAUGUCUCCAUGGGAUGGCGAUACCAGAUACCUAUGCUGGUAGCGAAUGACUAUAGGGUCGUUGCCCCUGACAUUAUGGGACUUGGGGGAACGGACGCUCCGGCGCCCCUCGAAUUUUACGGGUACAAGAGAGCCUCAGAUGACAUUGCCGAGUUAGCAAGACAGCUUGGAUGUAAGAGUAUCAUACUUGGUGGACAUGAUUGGGGUGGUGCAAUUGUCCAUCGGACAUGCCUUUGGCAUCCCAAGCUUGUCUCGCACGUUUUCACGGUCUGCACUCCAUUCUUCCCUCCAACGGAACAGUUCAUUUCACACCAGACCCUCGUCGAUGGCCCUGCUCCACAACUUGGCUAUCAACUGCAAUUCUCUGGACCUGAUGUGGAAGCGGUCGUUAAGUCUGAUAAUGACAUUCGAUCUGUCUUGAGUGCAAUGUAUGGUGGAGUUACUCAAGAACAGAAGCGCAUCUUCGAUCCAACCAAGGGUAUCGACCUUGCGAAACUGCCUCUCGUUGGAGAGAGUCGACUCUUGAAUGGAGAGGUUCUCGAUUACUAUGGUAAGGAGUUUUCUCGAAAAGGGCUUCAUAGUGGGUUCAACUGGUAUCGCAAUCGCCGGGUCAAUUAUGAAGAUGAUCUAAAAUUGGAAAAAAAGACUAUAGAUGUACCAUGUCUUUUCGUCUUUGCCACUCGUGAUCUAGUUCUUACAAAGGGUCUUGCAACUGGUAUGGAAAAUCAUGUGUCGCAGUUGACGCGCAAAGAGUUGGAUGCAGGGCAUUUUGCUCUGGUAGAGAAGCCCCAAGAAGUCAAUUCUAUUCUCAAAGAAUGGCUGCAGGAUGUUAACGGACCGACGUUUAGAGAGAAGAAUGUGCUAUAAAUAUAGGGCACAACAGCGCUAUUUCCCAUUAUAUGUCCGCUGUAGUUACAGUGUAUUUUGGCGAAUAACCCCCGCGGUGAAAA
Molecule: messenger RNA, 1306 nt
Organism: Hypoxylon trugodes
Lineage: Eukaryota; Fungi; Ascomycota; Sordariomycetes; Xylariales; Hypoxylaceae
Product: alpha/beta-hydrolase
Exons: 7
Coding region: 198-1223 (341 amino acids)
Molecular function (GO): hydrolase activity
Source: RefSeq, a predicted model, not a curated record